Messenger RNA from Racocetra persica, 951 nucleotides. The record is from the annotation of a GenBank genome assembly. Lineage: Eukaryota; Fungi; Glomeromycota; Glomeromycetes; Diversisporales; Gigasporaceae.
AUGCCUAAUCCUAGAAAAUCUCGCUUAGGUCGUACGUUCAGAAAACGGCUGAAUCAGCAAUUACAUAACAGACUCGAUAGAGGCAAAGUAAUUAAAGAUAUAGAAUGGAUAAUGUUCCGUGAUUGGUUAAAACAAAAAGGAUUUCCAAAAACAAAAUUAACUUUGGCUAAAUUCGAUGGUAUUGGAAGAGGCAUGAUGGCGACAAAGGAUAUUGUCGCUGGAGAAAUACUAAUAUCUGUUCCCUUAAGAUUAAUCAUUACACCUAAAUUCUCAUCUAAUACGUUGUUAAGUGAUCACAUUUCAUGUAAUAUAACAGAUCCAAAGCUUAAUGCACAUCAAUCCCUAGCACUUUACCUAAUUUUAGAACGACAUAAAAAUACUAAAAGCUCCAUUUACCCUUAUAUUCAAAUGUUACCAAAGAGUUUUGAUACAAUUCCAAUAUGUUUCGAUUUGGAAUUGUUAGAAUUAUUACCUAACAACUUGAAAGAGGAUGUCAAAUCUCAAAAAUUAAAGUUUCAAGAAGAUUUUAGAUCUGUUUGUAAAUUUUUAAAGAACCAAUUAAACUCUAAUAUCAAUAUUACAUAUAAUGAAUUUUUAUGGGGUUGGCUUUGUGCUCCAAUGUUAGAUUUUUUAAAUCAUAAUUUUAAUGCAAAGACCAAAGGUGAAUUUAAUAAAUUGACCCAAUGUUAUGAGAUUAUAACUUUCACAUCAUGGAAAAAGGGACAACAAGUAUUUAUAAACUAUGGUCCGCAUGAUAAUUUUAAAUUGUUACUUGACUACGGAUUCACUAUCCCAAAUAAUCCCUUUAAUUACAUUUUACUUGAUGAUGAAUUUUUUAAAUUUAAUAUUCAUGAGGAUGAAUAUGUUACAUCUAAAAAAUUAAGUUUAUUGAUGGCAAGUGGAUUUUAUGGGUAUGUAAUUAAUUUUGGUUCAAGUCUAUCCUAUCAAUAA